This is a messenger RNA of Nicotiana attenuata, 2583 nucleotides long. RefSeq lists its product as uncharacterized. The transcript has 7 exons. Lineage: Eukaryota; Viridiplantae; Streptophyta; Magnoliopsida; Solanales; Solanaceae. The coding region runs from base 1 to 2583 and encodes 860 amino acids. Gene Ontology annotation, molecular function: nucleic acid binding; RNA-DNA hybrid ribonuclease activity. The record is from RefSeq and is a predicted model, not a curated record.
AUGACUUGGUUUGCUGAAGGAGAUAGGAAUACAAGUUUCUUUCACAAUCAUGUCAAUGGCAAAAGAAAGAAACUACAAUUGAAGAGGAUCAAAAGUGGAAGUGGGGUAUGGAUUGAAGACCAGGAGCAAUUGGCUACAGCUGCAGUGGACUUUUAUCAAGAACAGUUCACAAAUGAAGUUGAAGAGGUAAGGACAGCAGUUUUUGAACUUAGUGGGGAGAGUGCUAGUGGUCCAGAUGGAUUCACUAGCCUCUUUUAUCAAACAUGCUGGGAUGUUAUUGGUACUGAUAUACACAACAUGGUGCUACACUUCUAUGGAGGAGCUGCAUUGCCUAAAUCCAUCACCCACACCAAUUUAGUGUUGCUGCCUAAGAAACCUAGAGUUGAGACCUUUUCUGACUUAAGACCUAUUCGCUUGAGCAACUUCAUUAACAAGGUCUUGUCUAGAGUGUUACAUGAUAGAUUGGAAAUUUUUUUGCCUUCUUUAAUAUCUCCUAAUCAAUCCGCAUUUGUGAAAGGUAGGAGUAUAUUUGAGAACAUCUUAUUGACUCAAGAAAUUGUCAUUGACAUAAGGUUAAGGGGAAAGCCAGCUAAUGUGGUGAUCAAGCUUGAUAUGGCUAAGGCUUAUGAUAGGGUUUCAUGGAAGUACUUAUUGCAUUCAUCAGGGUUCUUUAAGUCUACAAGGGGUGUGAAGCAAGGGGAUCCUCUAUCACCAGCAUUGUUCAUUCUAUCAGGUGAGGUACUUUUCAGAUCUUUGAAUAAGCUAUUUGAAGACAGGUCAUUUGUGGGAUUUGGAAUGCCUAAGUGGUCUGAUCCUUUAAACCACUUGGCAUAUGCUGAUGAUACUAUAAUCUUUGCUUCUGCUCAUCCUCCAUCCUUGAGCAAGAUUAUGGCGGUUGGAGCUAUUACAGGAUUUACAAAAGGUAAAUUCCCCUUCACAUAUCUAGGUGUCCUGUUUUCUACACUAGAAGGAGGAAGGAAUAUUAUGAAGAUUAUCAAGAAAGUAAAGGCUAAAUUGCAUUCAUGGAAAGGAAAGUUGCUGUCAUUUGGAGGAAAGGCAACAUUCAUUACUAGUGUGUUGCAAAGUAUGCCAGUCCACAUGUUAUCAGUCCUGCAUCCACCAAAAAAUGUCCUGGAGCAUCUUCAUAAGAUUUUUGCUAGAUUCUUUUGGAGCACAAAGGAAGAAGGGAGAAGCAGACAUUGGGCCUCAUGGCAAAAUCUUUGCCUUCCUAAAGAGGAAGGAGGCCUAGGUUUUAGGUCCUUACAUGAUGUGUCGAGGGCAUUGUUUGCUAAACUAUGGUGGAUUUUUAGGACCACAAAAUCUUUGUGGUCUAAUUUCAUGUGGAAUAAGUAUUGCAAGAAGGAGAUACCAACGGUGGUGCAGUUUAGAAGGGGGUCUAAUGUUUGGAGAAAAAUGUUGAAUGCUAGGGAAGAAGUAGAACAUGAGAUCCUAUGGGAAUUCAAGAGUGGAACAACUAAUAUUUGGCAUGAAAAUCGGACUGGAUUGGGUGUACUUUAUCAUGUAUUACCUGAGGACUUUCCAAUCAAUGAAGAUCUUCAGGAUGUGGCAGAAUUACGGCAAGGUGAAACAUGGGAUGAUCAGCUUCUAGAUCAAACCUUCAAUGAGGAAAUUGCAGAACAUAUAAGGCUAAAUGUACAUUAUGAAGGCAGUGAGGGAUACUGGAUAGGCCAUACUGGAUGCCAACUCCUUCAGGAAUUCAAGUUAAUAUGGAUUAAAGGCUUACCAUUUAAGAUAUCCUUCUUCUUGUGGAGAUUGUGGAGGAAGAAAAUAGCCACUGAUGACAUAUGGAGGAGGCAAGGGCAAAUGGUGAUGUCUAGGUGUUGGUGUUGUCAGCAGCCCCAAGAGGAAUCUAUUGAGCAUAUAUUAAUCACAAGUCCUACUGCCUCUAAAGUAUGGAACUUGUUCAUGGGGGUUGCUGGAAUUACUGUGCCACCGAUUCAAUUGAAGCAGGUUAUAAGGCAUUGGUGGUAUGCUCAAUGUUGUCCAAAGCUAAAGCCAUUGUUUCAAGCAGUACCGGCUAUCAUCACUUGGGAACUUUGGAAGAGAAGAAAUGCAGGUAAACAUGGGGGUUCAGUGUCGACAAAUAGGGUGAUUCAUGAGAUCAAUAGGACAUUGCAUCAACUGGCAAGGGUGAGGAAAUCCUGGCCUAGAUCAUUAGGCUUUUGUGUGAGGAAUGAUGAAGGUGAUGUGGUGUAUGCAAGGGCAGUAGACCUGGGAGUGACUACUAAUGUGGUGGCUGAAGCUAAGGCUAUUCUUCAAGGAUUGGAAUAUUGUGUGGAGUAUGAUCUUCACCCUCUCAUAUUGGAGACUGAUUCAUUAGUGAUGAAGAAAGUGAUAGAAGGGGAAUGGGAUACUCCUUGGUUAAUUACAAAUGAUGUGAAGAAAAUUAGAGAGAUGAAGGGCAACUUCAAUGUGAUCUUUCAACAUGUGUUCAGAGAAGGUAUAUCUGAGUUCCACUCAUUCUCUGAACUGCCUAGUGCAGGGAGGAGGUUGAUUAAUUUAGACAAGUCUCAAACUCCUAACCUUAGGGUUGGAAUAGCAAAAAGAAGAGCCCCAGACUGA